UCACUUUUUCCAAUGUCAUGUCGCUGAGUCACUUAUUUCAAUCACAUGUUUAUUCUGUUUUUAAGGCGUCCCAGUACUCAGGGUCAGUAUCUAUGUAUGUAUUCAAUUGUGGGUGUAGCACUUGAACGGAAAGUGUGAGUCCCACCCACUUUGGCUCAGUACACAUUACAUUUUCGUCUUCCUGAAGAGUUCAUUCCAGGAAGAAUCGCAGCGGCAAUAAGAAUGAGUUAUCCCGGAUAUCCCCCUCAGGCCGGCUACCCUCCCCAAGCCGGUGGAUACCCACCCCAGCCUGGAGCUUAUCCUCCCCAGCCCGGAGCCUACCCACCCCAGGCUGGUGGUUAUCCCCAGGCUGGUGGUUAUCCCCAACCGGGCUACCCAGCUCAGCCUGCGGGCUACCCAGCUCAGCCUGCGGGCUACCCUCCUCAGCCAGGCGCAUACCCUCCACAGCCAGGCGCAUACCCCUCCAUGCCCCCUGCAGGAGCAUGGGGUGCUCCCAUGUCAACCCCUGGAUUUAAUGUUCCUGGUAUGCAAGGAAUGACCAUGUCACCUGCCAUGGGGGGCUAUGAUCAGUCCGGGUGCUAUGCUGGCCCUCCCCCUAACCAACAGCACUAUGGCCUGUACCCCCAGCCAGGACAAGGCAUGCCCCAAGCUGGCCCAGGAAUGGGCUACCCGGGUGGGCCACCCCCGGGCCAGCAGAUGCCGGGUUACCCAGGUGCACCUGGCCUGAACCCUUCCAUGCCUGGCGGGUACCCCAGAGCCCCGUCGCCAAACCCGUCCAUGCCAGUCUACCCCAAAGUGCCUUCUCCCAAUCCGUCCAUGCCAGGCUAUGGAGGAGGCGCUCCCAUCGCCCCUGCGGUCAAGAGGGGAUUCAGAGGCACCAUCCAAGACGCCCCAGGAGCUGAUCCUUUAAGAGAUGUUGAGGUUCUGAGGAAAGCCAUGAAAGGAUUUGGAACUGAUGAGGCAGCCAUUAUCAACCUGCUUGGCAGUCGCUCAAACAGACAGCGUGUUCCUAUGCUGGUAACAUUCAAGACUGCAUAUGGAAAGGAUCUGAUUAAAGAUCUGAAGUCUGAGCUGUCUGGCAACUUUGAGAAGCUUGUCCUGGCCAUGCUGAAGACACCGGCCCAGUUUGACGCCUACGAGCUCUACGAGGCCAUUAAGGGAGCCGGCACUGACGAGGCCUGCCUGAUUGAGAUUCUUUCCUCCCGAUCCAAUGCCGAGAUCAGAGAAAUAAAUAACUUCUACAAAACAGAGUUCAAAAAGAAGCUGGAGGAUUCCAUCAGUGGAGACACCUCAGGACAUUUCCGCAGACUCCUGAUUUCGCUCGCCCAGGGAAACAGGGAUGAAAGGGAAAAUGUGGACAUCUCUUUGGCUAAACAAGAUGCCCAGGCUCUGUACUCUGCGGGGGAAAACAAACUGGGCACAGACGAGUCCAAAUUCAAUGCUAUCCUUUGUGCCAGGAGCAAAUCUCACCUCAGAGCAGUGUUUCAUGAGUACCAGCAGAUGUGUGGUAGAGACAUUGAGAAGAGUAUUGACAGAGAGAUGUCUGGUGACCUGGAGAGUGGCAUGUUGGCUGUCGUUAAGUGCAUCAAGAACACACCAGCGUACUUUGCUGAGAGACUGUACAAAGCUAUGAAGGGUGCUGGGACCAAGGACAGGACCCUGAUCCGAAUCAUGGUGACCCGCUCUGAGGUGGACAUGCUGGAUAUCCGACAGGAAUACAUGAAGAAUUACGGGAAGUCCCUCUACAAUGCCAUAUCUGGUGACACUUCAGGUGACUACAAGAAACUUCUUCUGAAGCUUUGCGGGGGAAGCGACUAAGUGGAUGACAGGCACGGCGAUACAGUACACAGCAGAUCAUCUGACAGCAUUUACUUGCUUCACACACAUUUAUUUCAUGCCAAGUAUAUACUUCAGAACCAUAUUAUUGCAUGCUGCAUUCAGCACUUUCCAGCGCGCAAUCUAUAUACAUUUCUUUACAUAUUGUUUUUUACAAGCUUUUUUUAAAAGGAUAUAUUCAAGUGCCAUGUAUGAGAACUUCUAUGCAAAUAUGCCAUCCGAUUGAUUGACUAGACUGUUAGAGCAGAGCAUUGAGUUUGUGAUACAAAUAUUUAUUUUUUACAUAUUUUUGCAGGUUCUUUCCCAAAGACUAUAUCAAACAAUCAAGAUAUUAUAUGCUGGCUCAAAGUCAUUUUAGAGUGUGUAAUGCUACUGAGUUUACGCAACAUGUUUACCUUUUCAAAUUAUUAUUUUGCAAUAACUUGCCAAUCUGUCCAUUGCACAAUAUUAUGUUUCUUCUUUUUUGUAUAAUUUGAAUAUUUACAAUAUUAUUAUCAUCCACAACAUUACCAUCCUUCUCUCCUAUGCCCUUCAUCACUGCUACAGAUGCCAUUAUCACAUGUUAGAGUGGAUGCUUUGUUUACAAGCGUACUCAUGAAAUAUUUUGCCGCUGGGCUACCUUUUCCAGUGUAUGUUUUUAUAUCUGUAUUUCUUCUAUUGUAUUCAGUCAUAUUUUUCUUCUGAGAUGCCAUAUCAUUUUGUGCUCAAUAAUGUUUUAUAUUACGACCAGCAGGGGGCAGCGAUGUCAUUACUGAAAUGUAAACACUGUAUGGCAAUAAGACAGAAACAGAAUGCAUGAAGCCAUAUUAAAAUGUUUCAAGCUCA
This is a messenger RNA of Engraulis encrasicolus (European anchovy), 2661 nucleotides long. It is a transcript of the gene anxa11a, whose product is annotated as annexin A11a. The transcript has 15 exons. Gene Ontology annotation, biological process: cytokinetic process; phagocytosis. Bases 223 to 1818 code for a protein of 531 amino acids. Gene Ontology annotation, cellular component: cytoplasm. The record is from RefSeq and is a predicted model, not a curated record. Gene Ontology annotation, molecular function: calcium ion binding; calcium-dependent phospholipid binding. Lineage: Eukaryota; Metazoa; Chordata; Actinopteri; Clupeiformes; Engraulidae.